Scomber japonicus (chub mackerel) is the source of this 3064-nucleotide messenger RNA. RefSeq names its product toll-like receptor 18 (gene tlr18). The transcript has 5 exons. Gene Ontology annotation, molecular function: transmembrane signaling receptor activity; calcium ion binding; protein binding. The record is from RefSeq and is a predicted model, not a curated record. Gene Ontology annotation, cellular component: membrane. Lineage: Eukaryota; Metazoa; Chordata; Actinopteri; Scombriformes; Scombridae. Gene Ontology annotation, biological process: inflammatory response; toll-like receptor signaling pathway; immune response. The coding region runs from base 1 to 2925 and encodes 974 amino acids.
AUGAUUAUGAAAUGGAUUAACUUCUGUGCUCUCCUUCUUGGAACACUCACAUCCCCAACGCCAAGCCCAUCUUCAUCUCCCACCACCAACAUUGAGAAAGGACCCUGUCACAUCUUCAACUCUGGCCGCUCUGCAGACUGUCUGGGAAGGCAGCUCGGCAGUGUCCCAUGGCAACAAUUUCCAUCCACACUAGAAGCCAUAGAUCUCUCCUACAAUAGACUUCAAGCUAUCCAUGCUGACGACUUCCUCCAGCUCCCUCGGCUUCGCAUCCUUCGGCUGCAGUACAAUAACAUUUCACACAUUGACGACGAUGCCUUUAAAAACAACACUCUACUGGAGGAGCUUAACAUCUUCAAUAACUCCCUGCAGGAGAUUCCCGCCACAGCGUUGACUCCUCUCUUGAAUCUGAAACAGCUCUACAUGUCUAAUAACUUUUACAAACAUGCCACUUUGGCUGACAGCUUCUCCAAAUUGGUCAAACUCAAGGUUCUGUCGAUGGGUGGCCCUCUGGUGAUGGGGCUAAAGAAAGAAGAUUUUCAGCCAUUGAAGAACAUCAGGUUAUAUGGCUUUGCAAUCAAAUGCUCCUCCAAUCUAAGUUACUAUGAACCUGGAAGUUUAGAAGUCAUCCAGACACAGCAGAUGGGCUUUGAUAUGGCCAUAGAUCAACGGCCGAACGCUCUCCUUGACAUGCUGCGUGACAUCUCCAACAAGAUCUUCAGCAUCAUCCAGUUCCGUAACCUCUUUGAGUUCAUGUACUACAUGGGAGAGAAGGACAUUUUCCAGGGUUUAGGAGAUAUAUCAGCCAAUCAGAUCGUCUUCCACAGAGGUAAAUUCAAUGAGAACCUACUGAGGAUGGCUUUAACAAACUUACAAGUUUCCUCUGUCAAAAGGUUGAGACUUCAGUACAUCGACUUUGCCCGUUCACCCACAUUUGUUGAUAGUGGAGCAGGUUCCAGCAUCACAAAUCUAGCACUGGAUAAGCUGGAUCUUUGGUACAUCAGCAAUCCUGAUGUGCUACGAUUUGACUGGCGCUUUACCUGGUUCAACAAAAUUAAACACCUGUCUAUUCAGUAUGUGUACUUCAACUCUGUGCCUUGUGAUGCCUGGGUUGAGAUGGAAGGUGUGAAGUUUAUGGAUAUCUCCAACAAUCGACUAAAGGAUGAGUUCGUGUUCAACCAGCGGUGUGUUUAUAAGGGCGCCAUGCCAAACCUUCACUCUUUCAACAUGAGCUCCAAUGAGCUGGCCAGUUUAAAAGAUUUGUCAUCACUAACAAGGGAGUUCCGGCAGAUGCAAGUGUUGGAUUUAAGCAACAACAAACUGGGAUCCGCUGAAAACAGUCGGGACUGUGUUUGGCAAAAAAAUCUCACUCAGCUUAUCCUUCACCACAAUAAAUUCGAAAGUGAAGCCCUUCGUUGUCUGCCCACCACACUGCACUAUUUGGACCUAUCAUACUGUGACCUGGACCAGCUGGACAUGACAUACUUUAAGAAAGCUACCAGCCUGAAAGAGCUCCUGCUGAGUGGGAAUAAAAUCAAGUUUAUCCCAUCAAAGUGGGAGAGUCCAUCACUGCAGUCACUGGCUUUGGAUGGGAAUUCAUUUGGACUCAUUAGCAAGGAAUCAUUUCAGGACAUGCCUCAACUAUCUCGCCUAAAGGCUGGGAAUAAUCCUUACCAUUGCACUUGUGAGCUUUAUGUUUUUGUCCAGGACACAAUGUCAAAAACAAAUGUGAACCUGACAGACUGGCCUUGGAACUACAGGUGUUACCAUCCAGAGGCCUUACUGAACACAUUCAUAUCCAAAUACUUCCCAGGUCAAGUGGCAUGUGAUAUCAGACUAGUUAUUAUCAUCUGUGUUGCGACUACUACAGCAGUGAUCUUGAUAUUGAUGCUGAUUUGCUACAUUUUUGACCUCCCGUGGUAUACUAAAGCCACGUAUCAGAUAAUCAGGGCAAAAUACAGAGCUCACAAGGAAAAAGCAGCAGGGGAACCAGGAACUUUUACUUAUCAUGCCUUCAUAUCAUACAGUCACUCUGAUGCAGACUGGGUGAGGGACGACCUCUUGCCCUGUUUGGAGAACAACAGGAAUCCCUAUCAUCUGUGUAUUCAUGAGAGGGACUUCAUGCCAGGGAAGUGGAUUAUCGAUAACAUCAUUGAGAACAUUGAAAGCAGCCGCAAGGUAAUAUUUGUCCUCUCAAGAAACUUUGUCAACAGCGAGUGGUGCAACUAUGAGCUGUACUUCGCUCAGCAAAGAGCAAUGGGAAAGACCUUUAGUGACAUCAUCCUCGUGUUGAAAGAGCCCAUUGAUCCCGGCUCCCUGCCCAGCAAAUACUGCAAGCUUAAGAAGAUGUUGAGUACCAAGACCUACAUCGAGUGGCCACAGCACGCCAACCAGCAGGCAUUUUUCUGGGAGCAGCUUAAGAGUGUUCUGGGCAAGCCAACAAUAACUCGAGAGAGGAUGCACAGUACUAAGAGCAGAACCUCAUCUGUGCGAAGCAUUUCUUUGAUGAUGGAAGAUCAGAGGCCAGGAGUUUCAAUGCCUAAUACGGACAAAGAAGCAGAACCCAAAAAAGAGAUUAUUAAGAGGAAUGAUGAUUUGUCCAAUGACAAACAAAUCCCAGUGAUGAACUCCCAGCUGGAACAGGCUAUUGAGGGCCUCAUCAAAGUGUUUCACUCCUAUUCGUCAAAAGAAGGCGACAAGUACAAGCUGAGCAAAGUAGAGCUGAAGACUCUGCUGGAGACUGAACUCAAAGACCUAAUGGCAUGUGCCAACGACCCGAAGGGGAUCGACGAGAUUAUGUCUGACCUGGAUGAAAAUGGAGACCAAGAAUUAGACUUCCAGGAGUUUGUCGUUCUGGUCGCUGCGCUGACCGUCGCCUGCAAUGAUUUCUUCGAAGAAUUCUGCAAGAAAGGGGGGAAGAAAGCCUGAAAAUUGUCUAUUUUCCAUUAAAUCAAUGACCCUUUCUUUACAGACUUUAUAUAUUAACAAUGUUAUGGAUGUUUAAAUCAACAAUCACAGCACUCUGUAAUGUUAGGGAAAUGACUUAUCACUGAUGACCAACUUAAUA